UCCGGUUGUAGUUCUUCGCGUGCCCAUUGAUUGGCUUACGGAAUUGUGGUGUUGUGGUGGAAUAUUCCCAUGGAAAAAUAGUGUUAUUCGUUUUCAAUUUCUCGUUUAAAUGAAUUAUGACUUGUUUUACAUUCUAUUUAAUGCCAAACUAAUUACAUCACACGAACUAUGAUAACUAAAAUGCAACCUCAAGCUAACGUCGCUGUGCCUCAAUCUGUCACGACACAGCCUCAGCAAAUAGUCGGUGUCCCCGCAAAUGCCGUAAUAUUGAAGAUGUCUGACAUCCAGCAAAUAUCGACAGUCGGGCUUCUGGAGCUUGCGCACCGAGAGUACCAGGCGGGUGAUUACGAGAGUGCGGAGUUGCAUUGCAUGCAGCUCUGGCGACAGGACAGCUCCAACACCGGGGUGCUCCUGCUGCUCUCCUCCAUUCACUUCCAAUGCCGACGGCUGGACAAAUCGGCGCAUUUUUCGACGCUUGCGAUCAAGCAAAAUCCUCUCUUGGCGGAAGCCUACAGUAACCUUGGGAACGUAUUUAAAGAGCGAGGCCAACUCCAAGAGGCUCUUGAGAACUACAGACAUGCCGUCAGACUGAAGCCAGACUUCAUCGAUGGCUACAUUAAUCUGGCUGCAGCGCUUGUGGCCGCAGGGGAUAUGGAGCAGGCUGUGCAGGCCUAUGUCACAGCGUUACAGUAUAAUCCUGACCUAUACUGCGUCAGGAGCGACCUGGGAAAUUUGCUCAAGGCGCUGGGACGCCUGGACGAGGCAAAGGCUUGUUACUUGAAGGCCAUCGAAACAAGGCCAGACUUUGCAGUGGCAUGGAGCAAUUUGGGAUGUGUAUUUAACGCCCAAAGUGAGAUCUGGUUGGCCAUUCAUCACUUUGAGAAGGCCGUGGCCUUGGAUCCCAACUUUUUGGACGCCUACAUUAACUUAGGAAAUGUUCUCAAGGAAGCAAGGAUUUUUGACAGGGCCGUAGCCGCCUAUCUACGCGCUUUAAACCUAUCACCAAACAACGCCGUCGUCCACGGCAAUCUGGCUUGCGUCUACUACGAGCAGGGCCUGAUCGACCUGGCCAUAGAUACGUAUAGAAGGGCCAUAGAGCUCCAGCCCAACUUCCCUGACGCCUACUGCAACUUGGCGAACGCUCUGAAAGAGAAAGGCCAAGUCGUCGAUGCCGAAGAGUGCUAUAAUACAGCUCUGCGUCUCUGCCCGUCACAUGCAGAUUCUCUCAACAAUUUAGCUAAUAUCAAACGUGAACAAGGAUAUAUCGAGGAGGCUACGCGACUAUACCUGAAGGCUUUAGAAGUCUUCCCAGAAUUCGCAGCUGCUCACAGCAAUUUAGCUUCAGUGCUACAACAACAAGGCAAACUCAAUGAAGCUCUCAUGCAUUAUAAAGAGGCUAUCCGCAUCCAGCCAACAUUCGCGGAUGCUUACAGCAAUAUGGGUAACACGCUUAAAGAGAUGCAGGAUGUCGCAGGAGCGCUCCAGUGUUACACCAGAGCCAUCCAGAUUAACCCAGCUUUCGCAGACGCCCACAGCAAUCUCGCAAGCAUCCACAAAGACUCUGGGAACAUUCCUGAAGCCAUACAGUCCUAUAGAACCGCCUUGAAGCUGAAGCCAGACUUCCCUGACGCGUAUUGCAAUUUAGCCCACUGCUUGCAAAUUGUAUGCGACUGGACGGACUAUGAAGCCCGAAUGAAGAAAUUAGUCAGCAUUGUUGCUGAACAGUUGGACAAGAACAGACUUCCGUCGGUCCAUCCGCACCAUUCCAUGCUGUACCCACUCACACAUGACUUUAGAAAGGCUAUCGCCGCUCGCCACGCAAAUCUUUGCUUAGAGAAAGUCCAAGUACUACACAAACCUCCAUACAAAUUCCCUCGCGAUCUCCAAGGCCGUCUUCGUAUCGGUUACGUGAGCAGUGAUUUCGGAAACCAUCCUACAUCGCAUUUAAUGCAAUCUGUACCCGGCUUGCAUGACCGUAACAAGGUUGAGAUCUUCUGCUACGCUCUAAGUAUAGAUGACGGCACAACCUUCCGUUCUAAAAUCGCAAGAGAAGCUGAACACUUCAUAGAUCUAUCCCAAAUGCCCUGCAACGGAAAGGCUGCUGACAAAAUCUACGCAGACGGCAUCCAUAUCCUUGUGAACAUGAAUGGGUACACUAAAGGAGCAAGGAAUGAGAUAUUCGCCCUCCGACCCGCACCAGUCCAAGUUAUGUGGCUUGGUUACCCAGGAACCAGUGGAGCUAGCUACAUGGACUAUCUAGUAACUGACGCCGUCACAUCUCCGCUAGAACUAGCCAGCCAAUACAGCGAGAAGCUCGCAUACAUGCCUAAUACAUACUUCGUUGGUGAUCAUAAGCAAAUGUUCCCUCAUUUGCAAGAGCGUCUAAUCUUAAGCGACAAAAUCAAGUCUCACAAUAACCUCGGCAGCCUGGCGGACAACGUUGCGGUCAUUAAUGCUACAGAUUUGUCGCCUUUAGUGGAGAAUACUGAUAUUAAGGAGAUCAAAGAAGUGGUGAGGGCUGCUCGACCAGUGGAGAUAUCGCUGAAAGUAGCCGAGUUACCGACGACCACGCCUAUUGAGACUAUGAUUGCUUCCGGACAAGUUCAGACUUCAGUAAACGGUGUAAUACUCCAAAACGGCCUGGCAACCACGCAAACCAACAACAAAGCAGCAACGGGCGAAGAAGUACCACAAUCCAUCGUAAUCACCACCCGACAACAAUACGGGCUUCCCGACGACGCUGUAGUUUACUGCAACUUCAACCAGCUGUACAAGAUAGACCCGUUGACGUUGCAUAUGUGGGUGUACAUACUGAAGCAUGUGCCGAACAGCGUGCUGUGGUUGCUGAGGUUCCCCGCUGUCGGCGAGCCUAACCUGCAGGCCACGGCUCAACAGUUAGGUCUACCGCCCGGCCGCAUUAUCUUCUCGAACGUAGCCGCCAAAGAAGAGCACGUACGGCGAGGACAGCUAGCCGACGUGUGCCUGGACACUCCGCUGUGCAACGGCCACACCACCAGCAUGGACAUCCUGUGGACCGGCACGCCCGUCGUCACGCUGCCCGGAGAGACGUUAGCGUCCAGAGUGGCAGCUUCUCAACUCAACACACUGGGGUGCCCAGAGUUAAUAGCUAGGACGAGGCAAGAAUAUCAAGACAUAGCUGUAAGAUUAGGAACCGAUAGAGAAUAUUUAAAAGGCAUCCGCGCGAAAGUGUGGGCGGCGCGAACGGAGAGCCCGCUGUUCGACUGCAAGGCGUACGCCGCCGGGCUCGAGGCGCUGUACCGCGCCAUGUGGCGGCGCGUCGCGCGCGGCGAGCGGCCCGACCACCUCGCCGCCGCCGACCAGUAGGCGCGCCGGGAGCGUACUCUGUACAUUGCCACUUCGGACUUCACACGUUGAGAUGACUUGCUGAGUUUCCACUAUAUUCCUUACAUAAUAAGGGGUUUUUUCAACUGACAAUGCUUAUUUGACGUGUUAAAAUGCAUCGAAUUUCAACCCAAAAGCGAUAAUCGACAGUGUUUAAAGACUUCGCGGACGUAUGGUGCAUUAAGGUUAAUUAGUACAAGUGGUAAAAAUCAAAGAUUAUUUCACCUUGUUAAUAAUUUAUGCCUCAGCAUGUUGAUAACGUAAUGUUAUGAUGAGCUCAUAAAUCUCGUGCUUUAGAUUGUUAUCGUGCGAUGACAUCAUAAACGUAAUAUUGUAAUUUUCCAAGUACCGAUUAUGGUAUGUCAUGUUACAAUAAAGGUGUUAAUAUGAUCUAAAUUACGCAUCCUGGUUUCAUACCAACAGUGAACAGUGGUAAAAGACAAUUUUAAAAUGAGACGUAAGGAGAACUGUGAGUGCAGCAACUAUGAGUGUGACAAUAUCCUUUAGACUUUUCCUCCACAGCUUGUGGGAUCCCGUCUACUUAGUUUUUCUAGUCAAUCGCUUGAGUAAUCUCCAUGGGGGCCGAUUUUUAACAUUUUGUCGAUUUUUUCCUUAGAUUUCGAUUAAAUUUGGCUGGUUUGAAUAACUCUCCUCAUUCUGGGCGGGAUAAAUACGAAAUGCCAAAUUGACAAGACAUUUGUAUGUAUUUCCCGUUGAUUCACGUUUUCGUAACUUACGAGAAAGAUUUUUUAAAUUGCGCUUAUAUUGUACAGAAUAGGGAAUGCACGCGAUCCAUCAAAUUCUAUCACAAUCUGACGAAUAAAAAAAUCGACAACUAUAAAAAUCGGCCAAUUUACUGCGCAGAUAAUAUAUUUUUCGAAGCUAAAAGUAUAUAGUAAUAGAAAUGUGGCCUUUUAGGCAGCAGAUUGCUGUUUUAACUAUUUGUCUUUGCUGUGCGACGUACUCAUAAAAUGAAUCGGUUCGUAAAUAAAUAUUGACUGCGAUGUUUACGAAUGAAACAAUGUUUAGUUUCAUUGUUAUUUUUACUGUUGAUAAUAUUAAUGGGUUAUCGCAUAUUUUAAUGUAUUUUUAUGUAUGACAGUAAUGGAUUCCAUAAACGUUUUGUAAAUGCUUUGAUAAGCAAAGUUACGAGACAUUUAAAGUUGCCAAAAAUAGAAAUAUUAAUUAGUAUGAACUAGAACAUUCGGAAUCCGGUACCAGAAUGAAUAUUUGAGUGUUUCUAAAGACAUCAUCCUCAAAGACAUUAGUGAUUGUCGUUUAUGUAAAAACUUGAUAAAAAGUAACUCUUCCUUUGCUGGAAAGCGUAAGGGUGUCCGCUAGCUAGCGCGGGUGCACGGACGCAUGGCGGACGAACGCGGGUGCCAUUGUAGGUAAAAUCCGUCGCUCGCCUCCGCGCCAGUUAGCGUUGCUCAUACUAUUUUUCGUUAACCCGCUCACCCGCUCUGUGCAACCGCGUCAGCUAGCGGACGCCCUAAAGCUUAAUAUAUCAUAUUAUGCAAAAUAAGUCUUUGAAGUUAAUGACGGCUAAAGAUGUGCAAGUUGCAGAAUGUUUCCAAAAAGUUCUCGAAAAUUUCACAGGAAACAAAGGAAACGUUCUUUUUGUUAAUGGAAAAUUUCGAUGCGAGUAGCUUAGAAACUUUUUCCAAGUUAAUAUUUCGCAAUUUUGGAAACUUCGCUAUUCAAAUGUUCGAAUAAUACCUACGCUAUUAUUGGGGCUACAUGAGUAAGACUGAACAUGAUCCCAAGCUGCAACUGACAAUUUAAGUUCGUUAGUUCAAUUUCACUAUUAGUCACUCAGUGGGUUUCUUCCUAUAGUUGUUAAGAUAGACGCUAAAGUAUUGUGAUAGUAUAUCUAAUGGCUAUAUACAUUGUUAUUAGACAAUUGUGAUGUGAGAGUCAGAAUCGCGGGUGUACCUAAAUAAAAUCAAAUGAAAAGCAUACCAUAUUUUUGUACCUAAUUUGUACUAUUUAGUACCUCGUUUAAAAAAAAUUGUACCUCACGGUACGUAAAGUUAUGAUCAAAAAACAGGUCACCCGCCAUCCUGACAGUCAGAAUGGCGGGUGUACUUUAUUACGCUAUGUUCCCGUGGUUAUUGAUAAAUUCUAUAAAAGCCAAAUUUUUGUACCUUUUUUGUACCUUCAUAUUCAAUUAUAAUAUGAGUCAUUUUAUUUGUGCUUUCCAAGUUUUACUCAUUUUAUAUUUUGCUUGCUAUUACAAUUUUGCAGGCGUUAAAAUUUUUCAAGUUAUCGAUUUAAUUUUUAAGAAAAAACGCUAAGGUACAAUUAUUUUUAUUACGCCAGGAUUUAGUACCUUUAAUGUUUAAUCUGUUAAGUUCAAAUAACUUAGAAAAUCAUGUCUUAAAAAUGAUUUUUCUUAGGAAGAUUUCUUUGAAUUAGCGCCUAGCCUUUUUUAACGCUAAGGUACAAAUUAUUUUUAUUACGUCAGGAUUUAGUACCUUUAAUGUUUCAUCUGUUAAGUUCUAAUAGCUCAGAAAAUCAUGCCUUAAAAAUGAUUUUUCUUAGGAAGAUUUCUUUGAAUUGGCGCCUAGCCUUUUUUAAGACAUGAUUUACUGAGUUAUUUGAACUUAACAGAUUAAACAUUAAAGGUACUAAAUCCUGGUGUAAUAAAAAUAAUUGUACCUUAGCGUUUUUUCUUAAAAAUGAAAUCGAUAAUUUGAAAAAUUAUAACGCCUGCAAAAUUGUAAUAGCAAGCAAAAUAUAAAAUGAGUAAAACUUGGAAACCAAAAAUAAAAUUACUCGUAUUAUAAUUGAAUAUGAAGGUACAAAAAAGGUACAAAAAUUUGGCUUUUAUAGAAUUUAUCAAUAACCACGGGAACAUAGCGUAAUAAAGUACACCCGCCAUUCUGACUGUCAGGAUGGCGGGUGACCUGUUUUUUGGUGAUAACUUUAAGUACCGUGAGGUACAAUUUUUUUUAAAGGAGGUACUAAAUAGUACAAAUUAGGUACAAAAAUAUGGUAUGCUUUUCAUUUGAUUUUAUUUAGGUACACCCGCGAUUCUGACUCUCACAUUGUGAUGUUAUUUCUCAAUAUUCGACAUCUGCCGUUGUAUUAGUAUUAGCUCUGGAUAUUUAUUUUGUUGCGUGCGUCAACGAAUUUAACAUAGUUUGUGCCUUUAAGUUAAUUUAAAGAUUUUGUAAAUAUUAUAACUAAGCAUGUUUUCUUUUAUACCAUGCCACAAUGAAUUUAAAUAAGUAUUUAAAUACUGAUAGAUGUACCUAAUGUAAAAAGUCCUUUAAAAAAAAUUACCCUUUGAACGACAUGCUUAUCGUGCGAUGCGCGUCAUAGUGAACCUUGUCGUAAUGCAGGAAGGUUGAUAUUGGGAUGCAGCUUCGCGCGUCCGUUGCGUCUUUAGCAGUCAAAGGUUAAACUUUAAGGCCUCAUUCGCACGAGAGCUUAAAAGCGUUGCGUUAAACCUGACGUUACCCGUACGCUAAAUUCGAUCUAACGGCCAACGAUCAAAGUCGAAAAUCCAACAACGCACCAUGAAAAUUUGCGUUAUUCAAACUUUUUAAUACGCGUUGAAAAAGCAUUCGUGCCACUGGGGUAUAAGUGAGUUACAAUUGCAUUUAAGCAUCGCUUUCUUGAAUUACACGCUGUUUGUAAUCGAUUACAUGUAUAUUGGUUUACUAAAGAGGUAUAUUUUUUUACAUUUCAGUAUUUUUGGCUAGGUAAUCGGGACGUGUAACGAUGAAGUUUCGAGUAGACGAAUUGUAAUUCUUGACUAUUUAUUGCGUACAAAUGAGUUGAGAAGUUGAUAGUGUGACGAACCCAGUUGAUACCUUUGUAACUUCCGGUUGACUUUAUUGUAAAUAGUUGAUAUUUAAGGAUAUAAAUAAACAAGAAAACAGUGAAAA
Molecule: messenger RNA, 7259 nt
Organism: Cydia pomonella (codling moth)
Lineage: Eukaryota; Metazoa; Arthropoda; Insecta; Lepidoptera; Tortricidae
Gene: sxc
Product: UDP-N-acetylglucosamine--peptide N-acetylglucosaminyltransferase 110 kDa subunit
Exons: 10
Coding region: 169-3345 (1058 amino acids)
Biological process (GO): protein O-linked glycosylation
Molecular function (GO): protein N-acetylglucosaminyltransferase activity; protein binding
Source: RefSeq, a predicted model, not a curated record